AUGGAAGAUAAUAUUAUUCAGUCACUUAAUUCUAUACAAACAAUAAACUCAGUUGUGUCUAAUAUGUCUUCCUCGGCUUCUACCUCAACUCUUUCGACAACUUCAACAACUUCAAGAACUUUCCCAGUUUCAAAUUAUCCAAAGUCAAAAUAUUCUCAACAGAAAUACAAUAAUAACUAUGCGCAUCGAAAAGAAAAUGGUAAUAACAACCAUAAGGAUCGCUCACAAACUAAUUACUCACCAAAUUAUUCUCUUUCUCAACAACCUCAUUACCAUCAUAAAAAGAGAUAUCGAGAUCCUUCAUUUGUACCGAGAGAAUUUCAAUUUUCUCCAAAAGUUCCUUGUAAAUUAAUUGAUUUUGUCGGAGGAGUAAAUUAUACUCAGUCGCAAGAUAAUGGUGUAAUAUUUAAUCGUGUUGUAGAAUAUUUUAGAAAUAUAACUACUACUAUUGAACAAGAAGAAAAAUUAUUAGAUUUUAGUUUCUUUCUCAGAGAAAUAUCAACCCACAAUAAUUCAACUAGUGAUUCAAAAGAGGAUGGAUUUUAUGUUAAAGUUACUCAAUCGGAUCCUAAGCGUUUUCCACCCGAUAAAAGACAUAAUUGUUUAUCAUGCGAUAAGGAAUCUGAAACAUAUAUUUUUUCGAGUUUAGCAUAUCCAUCAUCAACGCGUGAAGAGGUCUCAAUUUGUCAUAAUUCAUGGUUCGAUGCAAAAGCAAGAUCAAUGUUUAUUAUUACACCAAAACGUCAUGUAGAACGUUUAUCUGAUUGUAAUGAUCAAGAAAUUUUUUCCAUGUUUUUAUUAGCUGUACAAAUUAUUGAACAAGAGACUCGUCUUUCAAACGCUCCUUGGAAUGGUAUUAGAUUCGCUGGAAUGACUUUAAAUCAUGGUAAUGCAAGAAACAUUGAACAUCUUCAUCUAAAAAUUAAAAUAAAUAAUAGAGAUUUUGAUCAUUUUAAAAAUUUCGGUUGGGAUGAUGAAAAAAAGGAAAGAUUUAAAAUUUUACAAAGUGGCAUCUACAAAAGAGAUGAAAGGUUGCAUAGAAUUCCUUAA
Messenger RNA from Funneliformis mosseae, 1050 nucleotides. NCBI's taxonomy places the organism in Eukaryota, Fungi, Glomeromycota, Glomeromycetes, Glomerales, Glomeraceae. The record is from the annotation of a GenBank genome assembly.